Molecule: messenger RNA, 1965 nt
Organism: Culex pipiens pallens (northern house mosquito)
Lineage: Eukaryota; Metazoa; Arthropoda; Insecta; Diptera; Culicidae
Product: zinc finger protein ZFP2-like
Exons: 4
Coding region: 135-1904 (589 amino acids)
Biological process (GO): regulation of transcription by RNA polymerase II
Cellular component (GO): nucleus
Molecular function (GO): DNA-binding transcription factor activity; zinc ion binding; RNA polymerase II cis-regulatory region sequence-specific DNA binding
Source: RefSeq, a predicted model, not a curated record
UCUUUUUUUCCCGUGUGUCAAACAGAAUUUUCUCCGAAGAAAGCAAAAUUUUCGCUCCGUGUGUGUUAUUUUCAAAUAUUCGAAAGAAUCCGGUCUCGUUUGUGGAAAAAUUGUUUCUAAAUUAAGCGUCGAGGAUGGCCACCAGCCAGGUGCAGCAAAAUGUGUCCCCGAUGUGUCGUGUUUGCAUGGAAAUCCGGAUGGAGAUGGUGCCGCUGUUCUCCAAGCUGGAGGAUGCGUUUAUCGCGAAUAUUAUACAGGAAUGCACCGCGAUUCAGAUUCUCGAAGACGACGGCCUGCCGGACAACGUGUGCGCGGACUGCGUGGACGAGCUGCGCGGCUUCAUCCGGUUCAUCGAAAAGGCCCGUCAGUCGGACCGCCAGCUGCGCAAGAUGUUCCGGGCGGAGAUCAAGCUGGACGAUACUUACGGUGACGAAGCGAUGUUGUCGUUCGGGGAGAUAACCGUCAAGAUUGAAGAGGACGAGUAUGAGGGGGAUGAGGGUGGGAUUAAGGAGGAGCAAGAUGCGUUUGAGUUUGAGGGUGCGGUGGAUGAUUUUGACGAUGCGAACGAUAGCGAUUAUGUGGAGGAGAGCCGAGAGAGGAAGGUGGUUACAAAGUUGCAGAUUAGUCCUAUUGGGAGGGGACGAUCGAGAUCGCUGAGGGAGGAUGAUGACGAGGAGUCGGAUAAUUUUGAGGAGUUGGAUGAGAUGGAGAGGAAGACUUUUAAGGUGGUUGAAGUUGGCAGUCAGCACGUUUGCUGUACCUGUUUUAAGCUGUUUGAUAACAAGGAAGACCUGCAAGAACAUGGGAAAACGGAACACGAAGCUAGCAAGAGGAUUAACCACUCAAAGAAGCACGUCUGCCAGUAUUGUUGUCGAAGAUAUGCUUCAAUAAUUUCGUUGAAGGCUCACAUGAAGAAAACGAAUGAAAUUCAGCAGGUUUACGACUGUUUGAAGUGUGACGCUCGCUUCAUCGCUGGGUAUAGACGUCGGAAUCAUGCCCACAAUCAUCCAGGGUCGAAACCAACUCCAGCUGAGCGAUCAACCCAGGCUGUUCCGGUAGAACCUUCAGUACGAAUCUGCUGCGCCCAAAGCUGCAACCAAGAGUUCGACACCAUGGAAAAGCUGAUGGCCCACUCGGCCACCGCUCAUCGUGCGAACAAAAUCCAAUCCUCCCUCGCCCAGUACGAAAACCGUCCCGUCGAGUGUCCCAUCUGUUACAAGCGCUUCACCGACGAGAACAACCUCCAGAUCCACCAGAAGCGUGUCUACAUGCCCAAACGGCACGUCUGUUCGAUCUGUGGCCUCAAGUUCCAGACGCCGCAGGCUUGCGACCGUCACGAGCGCGAACAUCGCAACGAAAAGAGCUACAAAUGUGAGCAGUGUCCGAAGGCGUACCUUAGCUACGAUCGGCUUAAGGCCCACAUCAAGCGGCACUCGGCCAAGCGCGAGUUCAUGUGCACCAUCUGCGGUCAGUCGUACAUGCAGCGACAUAACCUGCAAGCCCACAUGCUCAUGCACGAGGGCAAGCUCCCCUUUGAGUGCGAAAUAUGCCACAAGGCGUUCCGGGUUAAGGCCAAGAUGGUGUACCACAUGAGAGUUCACUCCGGCGAGAAGCCGUAUCCUUGCAGGUUCUGCGACAUGGCCUUUGCGGACAGCACGAACCGGCAGCGCCAUGAAAUGUCCCACACCGGAAACAAGCCGUACAAGUGUGACUUUUGCGACAAGUCGUUCAUCACGAAGCGGUUGAAGCGCGAGCACGAGGGAACUCAUUCGGGGGAAAAGCCCUACCAGUGUACGGUGUGCUUUGUGUCGUUCAAGAAAUCGGCCGCCCUGAAAGCGCAUCUGGCGCAGCACAUUGCCGAGGGAGCGGCCAUGGAUGGGGUGGUUACGCUGGCGCCGGUGUAAUGUAAUGUAAAAUGAAAGUGAUUUUGUCGUGCAAACUGAUAGAAUAACAAUUAAAUGUCUA